Messenger RNA from Penicillium longicatenatum, 2358 nucleotides. RefSeq names its product E3 ubiquitin-protein ligase. The coding region runs from base 1 to 2358 and encodes 785 amino acids. Lineage: Eukaryota; Fungi; Ascomycota; Eurotiomycetes; Eurotiales; Aspergillaceae. The transcript has a single exon. The record is from RefSeq and is a predicted model, not a curated record.
AUGGUGCUCUCGCUGCCGGUCCCCAGCUUCUCGAGACCCUCCACGUCGCCCCCACGCCCCGCCGACGGCAGCGUGCCCGCAUCACAAUCCCGCCGUCACCGCGACUCAGCUUCCGCUGCCUCAACCGGCUCCUCAAACCGAACCUCAUGGAAACCGGCCGCUCUGGGUGGUAGCGCCUCGGCUCCGAAUAGCCACUCCAUUACCCUGAGUGAAGCGUUGCGGAACAACCCGUUCGGUAGCCCGUCGCGCUCGUCUCGGUCCACCCAGGCAUCUACAAGUGGAACGCAAGAACAAAAGCAAGAGCAGAAAGAGUUAAACGCGGCUCUUGAGGCGCUUGCCCGGAUUUUUCCGGACGUAAAAAUUGAGGUGUUCCGGGAGUUGCUUAUACGUUUCGAUGGAGAGAGCAGGCUGCACGUAUGCGUCGAGCAGCUGCUCCGACAUAAAAAGGACUGGGUAUCUGGGAGAUGGAAUAUAUCGGAGGGAAGUGGUGGCUCGGAUGACGAGGGGUCGGACGACCGUACUGGUUGUGUUCACGAUGCCCUCACGGAAGGAGAUCUCGUGCCGAUCGAGGAACGGUUCCGCUCCGAUGAGUACAAAGCUGCGGUACAAAUGACGCUGGCAAAGGAAUUUAGUAGCUUAAGCAAGAGCACACUCGAAGGUGUUCUGGCUGAAGUGAAUUUUAGCUACCUGCGAGCGCGACCGAUACUGCGGGACCUUUCACGGCGAACGUGGAGGGCUACAUUCAACAGCAUUUUGCCGUCUUUUAAACGCAAAAAAGACCGCGAAGAGCAUCCGCUUGUCGUGUGGCAGCGUCGCGCAGACGGAGUGCUUGUGCCGAGGCUGAAAGAUACUGGAUGCGUAGAGCUGGAUGGGGAGUUGCAUGCGACGCUCGUGAAUCCAGUGCUGCUGCAAAGACGCGAGGAACAGGAGACUGGCGACUUUCAAUUUGCCUUGGACAUCAACGAGAAAGAAGCCAGAGCGGCCCACGCCUUGUAUGAGUGCGAGUGCUGCUUUGCCGACGUGACCUUUGAGCAGAUUGCGACUUGCUCGGCGAACGUCCAUAUCAUUUGUUACAACUGUAUCCAGCGGACUACCCAUGAAGCCCUUUUUGGUCAAGGAUGGGGUAAGUCUGUGGACCUGGAGCAUUCAACUCUCAAGUGCCUUGCUCCACUGUCAGUUGGCGCCUGCGAGGGCUGUCUUCAUCCACAAAUCGUGCGUCAGGCAAUCCUUUUGGAGACAGCCGGAGCGGAGACGUACCGCAAAUUUGAAGACCGGCUAGCGUCUGAAACAUUGCUGAAAUCGCAACUUAAGCUCAUCCGGUGCCCAUUCUGUUCUUAUGCUGAAGCCGACCCUGUCUAUCACCCUUCAUCCCGGGGAAUAGGCUGGCGAGUGCGACGUGACGGCGGUAUCAUUCCUUCCAUACUGAUGACAGUUCUCUUACUUGACCUUGUCCCACUACUUGUGAUACCUCUUUUGAUUCUUCUCCUCUUCAAUCCCUCCUCUGUAACGGCUAUCCUAACCAACUCCAUCCGCAACCUUUGCCUUAAAAUUCGCCCCAAGAGAUUCAAAUGCUCCAAUCCAACCUGUGCACGAAUCAGCUGUAUGACGUGCCAGAAGGCAUGGCGAGACCCCCAUGUCUGUCAUGAGCCAUUGUUACUCGACUUACGCGCAACUGUCGAGGCUGCCCGUACAUCCGCGGUGAAACGAACCUGCCCUCGCUGCAGCCUCUCUUUCGUUAAAUCAUCAGGCUGUAACAAACUCACCUGUGUAUGCGGAUACUCAAUGUGUUACCUCUGCCGCAAAGCCCUUGGCACUCCCGUUCGGCCACCACAAGGCAAUCGCGACGGCAGACGGCGUCAUAUUGAUAUAGAUCGAAAUGAUCUUCCCGCUGUGGGGUUCGAUGGUGUAUUCGACGAUGAAGACUUGGAAGACGAUGAAUUUGAAGAACAGGAAGGCUAUAAGCAUUUCUGCGAACACUUUCGCAUCAACCCAGGCUCUCGCUGUACUGAAUGCACGAAAUGUGACCUCUACCAGGCCGAAGACGAAGAGGCUGUUGCUCGUCGCGCUGGAGAGAAAGCCGAGCGCGAGUGGAUGAUUCGCCAAGGGAAUGAUUCGAUUUCGACCGGCUCUGCGGCUACACUGGGACUUCGAAGUGUCAACCAAGACCUUUCGGCUGGCGCAGAAGGCAACUCUGCUACCCGUCGUACCUCUGCUUCCUUAUGGGAUCUCCAUCUUAGCGCCGGGAAACCAUGGGGCUACUGGUUUAGCGAUGUCUGGCUGGAUGGAGGGUGGAAGUUGGAAGGACAAGCUCUGGUAGAUUGGAUUGUGGAGCGAGUUGUUGUUAUCGAAAAUCUGUGA